Messenger RNA from Leptosia nina, 1071 nucleotides. The record is from the annotation of a GenBank genome assembly. NCBI's taxonomy places the organism in Eukaryota, Metazoa, Arthropoda, Insecta, Lepidoptera, Pieridae.
AUGGAUGGGAGUAAUAAUGCGAAUACUUUUAACUCUAUCUACGAUGUAAAUAAUGUUUUAAAUAGUGUUAGGAGUAGGAAGAAAGUGUCUGAACUCCCGAAUUGUCCUGUAUGCAGUUGCACAAUUCGUCAGGGAGAAUUAGAUUCACAUUUAGCGUUAGAAGUUGAGCGGCUACAAAAAUUAUCCAGUGGUUCGAAAAGGAAGUUAAGUGUCAACUGUUCUACGCCGGUUGCGGGUUCGAGUGCCAGUUUGGACGAUAAUACGGAUGAUGUCGAUGUAACAGGGUGUCCUGGUAGCGAUGUUUAUGAAAGAGUCCAUGGCAACCGAAUGCGACGACUUCGGUCGCGUCGUCGUUCCCCUCCGCCCCAGACGGGGCAGGGCGAGUGCCCCGUGUGCAACGCGACGUUUCCUGUAUCGAGACUGCAGCGUCACGCACUCAGAUGCCUCAAGAGGAGCGGUGCUGAGAUGGACGAUGUGCCCGAUACCAGUUCAGAGGAAGGCAGCAUUGAUGUUGAGAAUGAUGAACCAAGUGGAUUUGGGGCUGAAUACCAAUGGUGUGGGGAAUGGAGGGUGAGGGCCACAGCUCUUCAGAACUCGGAGACGAGACCUGGGACCAGCGUUCGACGAGCUUCCACUGAUCAUGCAUUGGUGGUCGAUGAUGAUGAAGAUACAGAGUUGUAUGGACCACCUCAGUAUUCACCAUCAAGGAUAGAACCUGAUGCUGAGGAACCACCACAGAGUACAAGCGAAGUGGAAUGCGAACAGAGCGAGAUGAACAAUGAAGAAAAUGUUGUGGAAGUUAGGAAACCAAAUGGAUUGGUCGAAGCUAGUGCAGAGACCAGGAUACAGGCUCUUAAGAUGAAAAUCAGAGAAUUAGAAAAGAAACAGAAUUCUGCUGCGGAGGCCAAAUGUUUAAUAUGUCUUGCACAAUAUAUAUCUCCAGCUGUCUCCAUACAGUGCUGGCAUGUCUACUGCGAGGUAUGCUGGCUGCAAUCACUGAAAGCGAAAAAAAUAUGUCCGCAGUGCAACGCCAUAACGACCGCUAAUCAUUUGAGAAGGAUAUACAUGUAA